AUCACUUUCAAAAGUCUUCUCUUAUUCCAAGUCUUCUCCUAUCUUUGGAAUUUUUUGCCUUUCCUUCUUUGACCCGUUCCAAUUUCCAUUUCCCAUUUCAUUUUUCUCAUUCUUCUUCACAUCAAUCCUAUCAAAAAUAUCAUCUUAAUCUCUCACAGGGUUUGAUGUGGCUGUGUGGAUUGAAUUGGAUACUAAUUAAUGAGGUUUCUUGAUUUUUGCUUUUGGCUUUGUAUUUAGGAUUUUGGUGAAGAUGGUUUUUGUUCCAAGUAGCCGGAUUUUGAGUUCUUAUGUUUUUGUUAGUUUCUUGUUGCUGAUUAGUUUUGGUAUAACCUAUGGGACUGAAACUGAUAUCUUCUGUUUGAAAAGUAUAAAAAAUUCGAUUCAAGACCCGAAUAAUUAUUUGACAUCUUCAUGGAAUUUCAACAAUAAAACUGAAGGGUUUAUAUGUAGAUUUAAUGGUGUUGAAUGCUGGCAUCCUGAUGAGAAUAAAGUCUUGAAUCUCAAAUUAUCAAAUAUGGGACUCAAGGGUCAGUUUCCUCGGGGCAUUGUUAAUUGUUCGAGCAUGACAGGAUUAGAUCUUUCAGUCAACGACCUAUCUGGAACCAUUCCAGGAGAUAUAUCGACGCUCCUAAAAUUUGUGACGUCGCUUGAUCUAUCUUCAAAUGAAUUUUCUGGGGAGAUACCUGUUAGUCUUGCAAAUUGUACUUAUCUGAAUGUCCUUAAACUUAGUCAGAACCAACUCACCGGUCAAAUUCCUUUACUAUUAGGCACUCUCGAUCGUAUUAAGACAUUCGACGUAUCCAACAAUCUUUUGACCGGGCAAGUUCCAAACUUUACUGCUGGUGGUAAAGUUGAUGUAAAUUAUGCAAAUAAUCAAGGUCUUUGUGGACAACCUUCAUUAGGGGUUUGCAAGGCUACGGCUUCCUCCAAGAGUAACACUGCAGUUAUAGCUGGAGCUGCUGUUGGUGCGGUGACUCUUGCAGCGUUAGGAUUGGGCGUUUUUAUGUUCUUCUUUGUGCGUCGCAGUGCUUAUAGGAAGAAGGAAGAAGAUCCUGAAGGAAACAAAUGGGCAAGAAGUCUUAAAGGAACUAAAGGAAUUAAGGUAUCUCUAUUUGAGAAGUCAAUUUCAAAAAUGAAAUUGAGUGAUCUCAUGAAGGCUACCAACAACUUCAGUAAUAUCAAUAUCAUUGGGACAGGAAGAACAGGAACAGUUUACAAAGCUACCCUUGAGGACGGCACAGCAUUUAUGGUGAAAAGAUUGCAGGAAUCUCAACACUCCGAGAAAGAGUUUAUGUCUGAGAUGGCGACACUAGGGACUGUCAAACAUCGUAAUCUGGUUCCACUUUUAGGUUUUUGUGUGGCCAAAAAGGAGAGGCUUUUGGUCUUUAAAAACAUGCCGAAUGGAAUGCUCCAUGAUCAACUACAUCCUGCUGCCGGUGAGUGCACACUUGACUGGCCUUCGAGACUCAAAAUCGCAAUUGGAGCAGCCAAAGGAUUUGCAUGGCUUCAUCAUAGCUGCAACCCUCGCAUCAUCCACCGAAACAUAAGCUCUAAGUGUAUCUUGUUGGACGCAGAUUUUGAGCCCAAAAUUUCCGAUUUCGGCCUUGCCAGAUUGAUGAACCCGCUCGAUACGCAUUUAAGUACUUUCGUAAAUGGGGAGUUCGGCGAUUUUGGUUAUGUGGCUCCUGAGUAUACAAAAACCUUGGUUGCUACGCCUAAAGGCGAUGUUUUUAGCUUUGGGACUGUGCUUCUUGAGUUGGUGACCGGCGAAAGACCUGCAAAUGUGGCUAAAGCACCAGAAACUUUUAAAGGAAAUCUCGUAGAAUGGAUUACGGAGCUUUCAAGCAACUCAAAACUCCACGAUGCCAUCGACGAGUCACUUCUCAACAAAGGUGAUGACAACGAGCUUUUCCAAUUUUUAAAGGUUGCAUGCAACUGUGUUACAGAAGUUCCAAAGGAGAGACCAACCAUGUUUGAAGUAUAUCAGUUUUUAAGAGCUAUUGGUGGUAAGUACAAUUUCCAAACUGAAGAUGAAAUAUUGGUACCUGAAGAUAUUAUUGGUGAUAAUAACAUGGUGGAACUUAUUGUUGCUAGAGAAGGAAAAUAAUUGAAAAAGGUGUGCAAGAUAUAUAUAGGGUAUGUGUAAUCAGUUUCUAUAUGUAAUUAUCUAUUUCUUACUUUGUUGUCCUAAAAUAAAUGUUAGCUUUUUAUAUAGUUUUUUGAGGAUCUAGAUCCAGUAGUGUGCCAUUGAUAUUAAAAUGUCAAUAUAAAAUCAUUAAUCAUGGAUUAUAUAUA
Molecule: messenger RNA, 2295 nt
Organism: Medicago truncatula (barrel medic)
Lineage: Eukaryota; Viridiplantae; Streptophyta; Magnoliopsida; Fabales; Fabaceae
Product: probably inactive leucine-rich repeat receptor-like protein kinase At5g48380
Exons: 3
Coding region: 251-2107 (618 amino acids)
Biological process (GO): protein phosphorylation
Molecular function (GO): ATP binding; protein binding; protein kinase activity
Source: RefSeq, a predicted model, not a curated record